GUUUCAUAUUCCGUGGUCGUUUUGAGUCUCGCGGGCGGUAAAUGUCUGGAAGCAGCGUUGUGAUCAUAUUGGUCUUGGGGCUCACUUGCAAGCAUCCAUUGAAGCGCACAUAGCGUUUGGAUGGGUGCAUCAUAUUGCGAGGUUUUGCGAGGAAUCAUGCAGAUAGUCGUGAAAUUUCAGAUCUGCUUAACCCACAGCCUAUCAGAUUCAACGCGCACGAUUCAGAUGUGGUCGAAAUCCGGGUGCUUAGCACUUGCAACACAGCUAAAGCGAUUGUGCCCUUAUUCUUACUUCGCUUCAACUCACUACUACUAGCAUUCACCAUGACUUCGAGAAAAGGUAACUCAUCGAGGGAUUCGACUCAAGGAUCUAGUCAAGUAACAGAUCCUGGAGGCUCGCAUCGACCCCGUAACAAAAUCGGACAGUUUCUGAAGAAGCUCAAGGAGGGUACAAAAAGGUUUAAGAGGCGCUCGAAGGAUUCACGCAGCCAAGUCAGCCCUGCUCCUCCAAGUAGUGAACGUCCAUCUACCCCAAAUACCGAUGCUGCUCCAUCUGAUGUGGAAAUCGAGGCUGAUACUGAAUCGGCACUUCGGGGUGCACAAGAGGUUGCAAAUCGCAUGCAUCCACUUUCAGGCCCUGCGAUAACUGCAGCAUCUGUCGUCGAAGGCGGACCAGAGGGUCUCGAUGCUGCUAACGAUCUCCCGGAGACAUAUCUCAAACCCCUCAGGAUAUUCGACGAUGUUAUCGGGAAGAUCGCUGAUUUACAUCCAUAUGCAAAGAUGGCACUGGGCGUGUUGUCUUGUACCGCCAAAAUCAUUCUAGCUCAAACGAAUCGUGACGCAGCGGUACUCAAACUUCUGAAGAAGUUGUGCGAAGUUUACGACUUCAUAACACAAGACGGGAAGCUUGACCAACAACUGUCCAUGCGCGCUACUAGUGUUCUUGGAAAGAUUUCUAAGCAGAUACGUGAAUGCGCCAAUUUCAUCAGUAAUUAUUCGGAGACCAGCAACUUUUGGAAGAGACUCGGAAAGAACAUCGCCUCGGAAACGACAGAUACGAUCCAAAAGUACAAUGACGUGUUAGAUGGGCUCAUGGACAACUUCCGGCACCAAGUUUUGCUCGAUGUAGCCGUACGGGUCGACGACAUAGACAUACAGGUCCAUCAUAUAGG
Messenger RNA from Suillus bovinus, 1171 nucleotides. RefSeq lists its product as uncharacterized. The annotation marks the transcript as partial. The record is from RefSeq and is a predicted model, not a curated record. Lineage: Eukaryota; Fungi; Basidiomycota; Agaricomycetes; Boletales; Suillaceae. The transcript has 9 exons.